AUGGAAGGCUACCUGGAUCACCUGGAGACGACAGGUCCUACAGGUCUACACAAGAAGAUCUGGGCACGUCGCUUUUUCAAGUUAAAUAAAACCUUCCACGUGCUCGAGUUCUUCACGGACGAGACGCAAUACGAACGCAAAGGGAAGCUAGAGCUUUGUGGUGCUACUGUGUUCACUGCAGAUGAACUUGGUGGACUACUGAGUGACGACAAAUCAUCAGUCGAGAUGUCGAGGCGAUUCAUCUUCAGAAUCACAGAGAACGGCAGCAAGAAGCACCACUAUUUGUGUGCCAAUCUCAGUGGCGUUAAGGCUCCAGUUCCACCGACGUACAAACUGGCGUCUUCUACUCGUGAUUAUCUGGAAGAAUGGCUUCGUGCCCUCCGGACAGCGAUUGCUGCUGCAGAUGAUACUCCUCUAUCGGCGGUGACGAUGGGACUGGGUGAGCUUAAUGCACAGAUUGGAACCUUUAUGAAUCACAUGCAUCUCUCGGCUCUUAUCUCGAAUAGAAUCCGCGAGCACGGGCAGUCGAUACACGAAAUCACUGUGAAGGCGUGGAUUUUGGAGCGCGAGCUUGUGGUAGACGAAGAUCAGGAAGAUUACCGCGGCGAAAUGUCCUGGCAGGUACUGGAAUAUUCGUGCGCUUGGAGGAUUCGGAAGUCGACGGCAGAACUGCGAAACUUUGACGAACAAUUGCGACUGCUCUUUGGCUCUAGCGUGCAGAAUCUUGUGUUCCCGUCGAGUUCAUUUGGCAGCAAACUGCAACAGCUUCAUCUUCACACUUCUGCAACUCAAAAGGAGGCUGAGAACCAACAGCGCAUGAAGAUUUACGACGCGUAUCUGCAAUCUCUGUUGCGCUUACCUGCAUUUUCGUCUUUUGGUAGCGACGCUAGCACAAUGCUGGAUACCUUUCUUGAUAUUUCUCCUCAUCUCACACCCUUCCGCAAAUUGGAGAAGGAAAUUGGACAGAGCAUGCACCUCCGUGAUCGCAAAGUGGUACCGUGGAAAGACCGUGAGCGUUUCGAGAUGCUCUAUAAGAUGCACCUUCAGGUUAUUGCUACCCAAGAGGAGAAUUCUCGUCGUGUUCAGACGGAGUAUCUCCGCAAAAAGUCUGACACGAGUCAUCGCCACCGACACAGUCGCCACCGUUCUAGUAAAGAGAGGAAUUAUUCAGAAGCUGAGGAAUUCGCUCCUGUGCCUGUGGACUUCUACGUCGCUCCUCUACCAGCGCCAACGACGGCAACUGAGGAGUCCCGCCCCGGCGAAGCUGUUCAAAAACGUAUUGCCCGAAUCGGCCACCGCCUUGUGGUUGAAGCAUUUGAAGCGUAG
Messenger RNA from Phytophthora nicotianae INRA-310, 1326 nucleotides. RefSeq lists its product as hypothetical. The record is from RefSeq and is a predicted model, not a curated record. The transcript has 2 exons. Lineage: Eukaryota; Oomycota; Peronosporomycetes; Peronosporales; Peronosporaceae. The coding region runs from base 1 to 1326 and encodes 441 amino acids.